Penicillium taxi is the source of this 1053-nucleotide messenger RNA. RefSeq names its product cysteine hydrolase family protein. Lineage: Eukaryota; Fungi; Ascomycota; Eurotiomycetes; Eurotiales; Aspergillaceae. The transcript has a single exon. The record is from RefSeq and is a predicted model, not a curated record. Bases 1 to 1053 code for a protein of 350 amino acids.
AUGGAGGAAGAAAAAAAAGAAAUCAAGGAUAAGUACGUUGACUUUGCGAGCCAGGGUCCUAUCUCUGUCAAGCCUGGUGGCUGGAGAGACCGAGAAAGCAGGAAGGCAAGCCUUUCUAGCCUUUCUAGCCUUUCUGCUGCCUCGCAGCCCUCGCAGCCCUCGCAGCCCUCGCAGCCCUCGCAGUUUUGGCCUUCUGUUGCUAUGCCUGCUUUUCGAGACCAGGCUGCCGAUCUUGGUAGUGCUUUGGCUGCACCUAUUAAGCAGGAACCCCGUGAGCUUGCCCCAAACCAAACUGCUACUAGUCAGACUCCUACUCGCCAGAAGGCCCUUGUCCUUGUACCUGCUCCCGGUGAACCGUCUUCUCAAGUGAAUGGUCCCAUAAUCAACAAGAAUCUUAUUCUCAACAGGAGUGACCUCAACAAAAUUUCCGUUCGCAAUAAGAGGCCUAUCUUCAACAAGAGCAUGCCAAGCCAGGACGGACUCACUCUCCUGUUUGUGGACAUUCAAAUUGGAUUAGUCAAUAAAAUUCUCAACAACGAAGAGUUUCUCACUCGCGCCGGACAGGCCCUACAGCUUGCCCGCAUCCAUGGUAUUAACGUCAUCCACGUCAAUACUAGUUUUCGCCCUAAUUACCCCGAGGCACACAUUAACAAUGCCACAAUGCAAGCUGUCUUUUCCGCUCCAGCUUAUCAAGAUGGGGACCCUUCUGUUCAAUUCCAUUCUGCUGUUGAGCCCCUUCUCACUGAGGCUACUGUUACCAAGCGCCGUGUCUCGGCAUUCUUUGGCACUGACCUGGACACCCUUCUUCGUUCAUCCAACACCACCAAAAUCGUCAUCGGUGGCCUCGUGACCAGUGGUGCCGUUCUAUCGACUGUUCGAUUUGCUACCGAUAGCGAUUACAAGGUUGUUCUCCUGCGCGACGUGUGCAUGGAUCAAAACAUGGAGAUGCAUGAUUUCCUGAUGGAUAAUCUGUUCCCCCGCCACACCGAGGUUAUCAAGAUGAAAGAUUGGAUCACCAACACCUUCGACCGCCGCUACUGGAAGAAGACUUAG